Messenger RNA from Saccharomycodes ludwigii, 1728 nucleotides. It is a transcript of the gene NAF1, whose product is annotated as RNA-binding snoRNP assembly protein. Bases 1 to 1728 code for a protein of 575 amino acids. Gene Ontology annotation, molecular function: RNA binding. Gene Ontology annotation, cellular component: sno(s)RNA-containing ribonucleoprotein complex. Gene Ontology annotation, biological process: ribosome biogenesis; box H/ACA snoRNP assembly; pseudouridine synthesis. The record is from RefSeq and is a predicted model, not a curated record. The transcript has a single exon. Lineage: Eukaryota; Fungi; Ascomycota; Saccharomycetes; Saccharomycodales; Saccharomycodaceae.
AUGGUUGAAUCAAUUGUUACAGAUGUAACUCAUAAGAAUUUAGAACAGGAGCUUAUAGGCCAAAAUAAACCAAUUGACAUUUUGUUUGAUCCAAAUACAAACCCUGGAAACAAUGAAAAUGAUAAUAAACCUGAUGUUUUGCUAGAAGAUAUAGAAGGGUUAGAUAACAAUGAUGAAAUGAACAACGGUGCUAAUGACUCAAAAAUUCAAAAAAAAGAGCAAAUUUUAGAUGAUAAGGUAAAAAAUGACGAUAAUUCAAAUAGUAUUGACAAUCGUACUGAUGAUAAGGGCAAUGAGGAUGAUGACGAAGAAUCUGAAAAUGAUGACGAAGAAUCUGAAAAUGAUGACGAAGAAUCUGAAAAUGAUGAUGAAGAAUCUGAAAAUGAUGACGAACCAAAUGAAUACGAUGACGACGAUGAUGAAUAUAAUAAAGCCGAUGUUGAUCCUAUAAGAUCAGAACACGAAACAUUAAAAGAACCUGUUUUAGAAGUUCCAAAAGAUUUUGAACUGUCUGAUACAACUCCAACCCAAAUCAUUGGUCACAUACAGUCGGUUUUUGAAUCCAAUAUGAUCAUAAAAUCAGAUUUAUCUGCUGAGAAACGUGUUUUAAAAGAAGGUGCCAUUAUAUGUUUACAAAAUAAAACUAUUGUUGGUCGGAUUUGUGAAAUAUUUGGUCCAUUGGUUUGUCCCUUCUAUAGAAUAUCAUUUAAAGAUAAAAAUGCUGCAGAAAAGUUUGUUCAAAAUAUUGGGGAAAAAGUAUAUCUUGUUAUUCCAAGUGCCCAUUGGACUGAUACUUUUGAAUUGAAAAGAUUCAAAGGUUCAGAUGCGUCAAACGUUUAUGAUGAGGAAGUCAAAGAGGAGGAACAGGAAUUUUCUGAUGAUGAAAAGGAAGAAUCAUAUAAAAGGCAACAAAAAAGAUUGAAGAAGCAAAAAAAACCGAAUAAUAAUGAGAAUAAUACAAAUGUUUCUGAAAAUGUGAAUAAAAAGAGAAAAAGAAAUAAUAAUACUUAUAAUAACAACAAUAGAAACAAUAAGUAUAUCAAUACUAAGAACAUGCCAGGGUCAAAGUAUAACAAUUUCAAAUUUCCUCAAAUGAGACUUCCCAAUUUGAUGAAACCGGAACCUUUGAGCUAUAUGCCUCGUGAAAAACGUGUGCCAGAAAAUAGUUCAAAUAGUGCUAGCAUCCAUAAUUCUACGGACUAUUCUCAACAAAACCAAGUGAAUAAUACGUACUUAUCAAAUUACAAUGACAAUGUGCAACGCAAUCUUCAAACAGAAUACCAGAACAAUUGCACAGGCUCAUAUGCUAAUCCUGGGUUGAAUAAUAGUGCUAAUCCUAUUUAUUACCAAGCAAAUAAUCCUUCUCAUUUUAUACCCCAACCACAAUUUUAUCCAAACACACAAGUAAAAAUAUCAACUAAUAAUAAUAAUAAUAAUAAUACUUACCAACCAUAUCAACAAGUACCUAACGCUUAUACAAACACAUACCAGCAACAACAACAGUACCAAAAUCAAUCGAUACAAUUUUACCAACAAUAUCAAAACCAACCAAUGCAAUCUUAUCAGCAACAACCACAACCACAAAUAAAUUCCCAAAUACAGAAAGUAUUAACUUUACUUCAACAGCAAUAUAAUCAAACAAGCCCUUCUCUUUUGAACAAUACUAAUAAUAAUGUACACAGAACUGAUGAUAAUGAUGUCGAUAAAAAUUUUAAACCUGAUUAUUGA